AUGUUGGCCAGUCUUGCUGGGAAGUUGGCGAAGCUCGCUCGGGCCCAGCGCUGGCCCGAAGCACUGGAGGUUUGGCAGGAGCUCAAGCGGGUAGAAACUGCGGAGAGGUUGGCUUGGGCACGGAGUGCCUUGAUCACUGCAUGUGGCAAUGCUCAAUGUUGGCAGAUGUCCCUGGAGUUGCUCACACAGGAAUCCAAAGAAGGAGGUGCAGAAGGAGGAUUAUUGGAUGAAGGAUGUUGCAGUGCUGCAAUCACCGCUUGUGGGAAGGGGGGCCAGUGGGACCACGCAUUGAGGCUUUUCGCAUCUAUGUCCAAAGGCAAAUUGUCGCCAAACGCAGUGUCCUACAAUGCAGCUAUAUCCGCCUGCAGUCGUUGCACGCAAUGGCCAUGGGCUUUGGAGCUCUUUGAGAGAGCACAUAGAGGGAGCAGCGCCCGAAGCUUGGCUGACGCCUUCACCUUCAACGCAACCAUGGCCAGCUGCGGCAAGGGACAGCAGUGGAAGCAGUCCUUGCAUCUCUUCACUGAGAUGCAACGCACCAAGCAUCGACCGGACAAGGUCACCUAUGGAGCCCUUGUGGGUGCUUGCGAAAAAGCAAGCGAGUGGCGCAAAGCCCUCGCGUUCUUCAGUCAGAUGGGAGCUGAUCGAGAUGCCAUUAGCUGCGCAACUUUGAUCAGCGCUUGCGAGCGUGGAAGAAAAUGGGAAGAGGCAAUGGCGUUUCUGGAAAUCAUGAAGUGUGACAGCCUACAACCCUCGGCGAUUCUGCACGGGGUGGUCAUAGGUUCUUGCAUCAAAAGUGGGAAACUCGAAGAAGGUCUUGGGUUGUAUCAGUCGAUGUUAGAAGAGAUGGUGCCCCAUGAGAUCACCACGAGCAGCUUGGUAGUGGCCUUGUCUUCCUCCUGGCGUUGGGAGGAAGCUUUGCAAUUGGCAAAAACAUCGGCUUUGCAACUCGGAGUUCGCCUAAGGACAUCUGCAGCUCUCAUCUCAAGUGUCGCAGCGGCAGAGUCCCUGAGCAAGUGGCAGGAAGCCGUCUCUUUGAUUCAACAAUAUCGUGAAUCAGCCAGAUGCGGCAAAUCCAGUCCGCCUGUGCUUGCUCUCACAGCCGCAGCUGCAUGUACACCACCUGUACAGAGUUCGAGUUUCCUGAAGGAGGCCGGAAAGAUGCUGAAGUGCUCAUCGGUCUUGGUGGAGCACAAUGCGGCCAUCACCGCAGCAGAGCGCAGCAGUCACUGGGCCUUGGCACUUCAUUGGCUGCAGAGCCUUCAAGCAGGCCCUUUGCAGCCGGAUGCCUUCAGUGUUGCUGCUGGAAUCCGAGCCUGUGAGCAUGCUGGUCACUGGCCUUUGGCACUGGAUCUCCUAUAUGGGCUGGAGGAGACUCGAAUUAUGCCAGAUGUGGUGGUGUACAGUUCAGCCAUCACUGCUUGUGAAAAGAAUCAUGAAUGGAAGAUGGCCUUGCUGGUUUUUGACCACAUGCAGCAUGCCAGUGUGUCUCCGAAUGCAAUUACUUACUCUGCAUGCAUUUCUGCUUGUGCACGGCACAGCGACUGGAGAGAGGCGUUGCAUCUCCUGGCUGCUGCGACAAAUGUCGGGCAUUUCACAGCGAUUGCUUGCAAUGCUGUGAUUACGGCCUGUGCCAAUGGUCAUGAAUGGCAGGUGCCUUUGCUGCUGCUUCAGCUGGUUGAGCCCACACUUGUAACCUUUAGCUCUGCAAUCAGUGCUUGUGAGCGGAGCACACAAUGGCAGCACGCUCUACAGAUUCUCUCAGACAUGCAGAUUGCUCUUUUCGGGUAUGAUUUGAUUCCAGUGAACACGUGCAUCUCUGCUUGCGUCAAGGCACGUCAACAAGACGCUGCAGCCAGCUUGCUUCGAAAGGGUUUGCAGCAACCAUUGCGGCAGCAGAUCUUUGGUGAUGACAAGUGCAGAUCCGUUCCUGUUCAGUACGUUGUGGCUUUCGUGUUUGCACAUUUACUUUGA
This is a messenger RNA of Durusdinium trenchii, 1971 nucleotides long. Lineage: Eukaryota; Dinophyceae; Suessiales; Symbiodiniaceae. The record is from the annotation of a GenBank genome assembly.